This is a messenger RNA of Coffea eugenioides, 2580 nucleotides long. RefSeq names its product SET and MYND domain-containing protein 4. Gene Ontology annotation, molecular function: protein binding. The record is from RefSeq and is a predicted model, not a curated record. NCBI's taxonomy places the organism in Eukaryota, Viridiplantae, Streptophyta, Magnoliopsida, Gentianales, Rubiaceae. The transcript is spliced from 15 exons. The coding region runs from base 43 to 2424 and encodes 793 amino acids.
UUCUUCCUCAGUCCCUCACUCAGUCGGUCACUUUUGAGGAGGAUGGAGAAGUUGAAAGCAUUAGUUCCAGAAACCCUCAAGCGGAGAAUCCUAGCAAGCACUGCGGAUGACCUCCUUUCUACUUCCUCUUCCCUUCUCGACUUCUUUGAUCCGCUGCCUCUUUUUCACCGUAUUGUUGGUGAAUUGACAGACUCAGAGAGCGGGCUAUGUAGCAAGGAUAAGAAGGUUGCUCUGGAAUCAAAGCUUAAGGGCAAUGAGUGCUUUUCCAGAGGAGAUUUUCCUGAUGCCGUGCAAUUUUAUUCCAAGGCACUCCGGUUUGCUCCAGCGGGUGUUGAUGAAAUGGGAAAGGAUCUAGUUUCGGUGCUGUAUGUUAAUCGUGCAUUUGCAUUCUAUAAAAUGGGUCUUCUGGUUGAGUGCUUACGAGAUUCUGGCAGGGCUUUAUCAAAUUCUCCUGGAUAUAUCAAGGCAUGGUUUAGGCGAGGUAAAGCAAAUGCUUCUUUGGGAAAUCAUGAAGAUGCAUUGCGAGACUUGACUAUUUCCAUGAAGCUGGAAUUCUCUUUGAGUGGAAAAAGACAGAUAGAAAAUGAGAUGAAGAUGAUACUAGACCGGUCUAAGGAAAAGACCAGUUCAUUGCAGAAAUCUGGUUCGUUGCAGACAUCUGAUGAGUGCAGAUUGGAUAUCCCUGAUGAGCCGUGCCAAAUAAAACUUCAGUGUGUCUCUACAACAACUAAGGGAAGGGGACUCACUACUCUGGCUGAUAUUCCAGAAGCAUCCUUAGUUCAUGAAGAAGAUCCUUAUGCUGCGAUUAUAUUGAAGCAUUGUCGCGAAAGCCAUUGUCAUUUCUGCUUCAAUGAAUUACCAAUGGAUUCACUGCCGUGUCCCUCAUGUUUGAUCCCAUUGUACUGUUCUCAGCUUUGUCAAGUACAAGCCAGUGGAGAUAAGAUGCAUGACACUGCAAUUGAUGGUUCCUUCAUUUAUAAGUUUUCAGAUGAUCUACAAAAGUACAUAUCAGAUGUUGUUUCAGUCAAGUUUUCAAGCUCAUGCAGUAAAAACUUUACUGAACAUGGCCACGAAUGUGGAGGUUUACAUUGGCCUUUGGUGUUGCCAUCUGAAGUAGUUUUGGCUGGUCGAGUCCUGGCGAAGUAUAUUGAGCAACAAAGGCCUUCCAGCCUAAAUCUCAGCCUUCGAGGACUUUGGGAUCUUUGUCACAACUAUGCUCAACUCCCUCCAGAAAGCAAAUUGGAGUUCCAUGUAUAUUCGAUUGUGUUGAUGCAGUGCCUUCAGCAUUCUUAUGGCUCCGAAUUUGCUAUUAGUGGAGAGACUAUUGCUCAACUUGUUAUACUUCUAUCUCAAAUCAGGGUUAAUUCCAUGGCUAUUGUCCGGAUGACAUCCUUUCAUGCCAUUGGUUCUUUGAGACAGCAUCCAGAAUUUUCUCCAGCUGCAGAUGCUUCAACAAUUUCAAUGAAGCAGAUGAAAGUGGGUCAGGCAGUUUAUUUAGCUGGGAGUAUGUUUAACCAUUCUUGCCAGCCAAACAUUCAUGCAUAUUUUGUUUCACGCACUCUUUAUGUGAGAGCUACAGAAUUCGUGGCAAGGGGAUCUGAGCUUGAGCUGUCUUAUGGUCCACAGGUAGGACAGUUGGACUGCAAGGACCGCCAACAAUUUUUGGAGGAUCAUUACUCAUUUAGUUGCAAGUGUAGUGGUUGCUCACAACUGAAUCUAUCUGACCUUGUUCUUAAUUCUUAUCAGUGUGUCAAAAUGAAUUGUUAUGGGGUAGUCCUAGACAGCCAUGUUGUGGAAUAUGAGAACCAGAAGUUACACUCCUUCCUUGGCCCUCCUGGAAUGAUUAAUUCCAAUCUUAAGGUUGACAACUGCAGAAUUGAUAGCAUCAGUAAAAUUGCUCGCUAUGUGCUUGAAAACAAUCAUCUUGUUAAACCUGGGUGUUGUUUGAAUUGUGGUACUGAGCGUGAUUUGGAAUCCUCGCAUUCAGCAAUCAAUGAAGCUGACAUAUGUUUUAGAGGUUUGCAGGAUGCAUUUGCUUCCAGUGAGGUCCCUGUUAAUGCGCUUCAGGAUGCAUUGAGGUCUCUUGACCUUCUUAGAAGAACAAUUCACCCUCUCAACAAGAGACUAGCGGAGAUGGAAGACUCCUUGGCACGGGCAUUUUGUUUGGUUGGUAAGCUGCAAACUGCACUGGACCACUGUCAAAAAUCUAUUAAGAUCUUGGAAAAGCUUUAUGAUCCUAAUCACAUUGCCAUUGGAAAUGAGUUGCUGAAACUUGCAUCCAUCCAACUUUCCUUGGAAGAUUCUACUGCUUCAGACACCCUUAACCGAGUUGCCGCAAUUUUUUUGCGCUAUUAUGGGUCACAUGCGAAUAAAAUUUUUCCUUGUUUGCAACUUCUAAAGGAGGAAGCACUUAGAAAUCAAUAAAUUCAGCCCCUAUUCCGCAAUUCACGUUUUGGCCAUCAAUUCCUAAUGGUUUUGUAAUCAAAUGGCUGUAUAUCCCACGUUGUAUUUUAAAUUCUCAUUUCCAGAACGAGAUCACUAUUGUGCUAAAUCUCUUCAGUGCCUCGUGCAUACCUUUCU